Molecule: messenger RNA, 1796 nt
Organism: Phoenix dactylifera (date palm)
Lineage: Eukaryota; Viridiplantae; Streptophyta; Magnoliopsida; Arecales; Arecaceae
Product: flowering locus K homology domain-like
Molecular function (GO): RNA binding
Source: RefSeq, a predicted model, not a curated record
ACCGUGAACCCGAUGUCGAAAACGCAAGCCGCCGGUUGUUGAUUUUUCUGAAGGGCACCAAAUCAACAGACGAAAGACCUAUAAAAACAGACAAGAACCACUGGCUCUGGAAAUCCAGCUGCGGCCGCCCUCUCACCCCUGAAACCCUUCCUACCAUUCGUCGUGAUCGCGUGCGGCCCCGCCAUCGACAGCACCUCUCCCAAAACCCCUCCAAACAUUAUGGAUGCACAUGAGGAAAAUUUGGCUGAGCAAGACAUGGCUGGAGCAACUGGGAACUCGGACAAUGAGAAUCAAGGACAGGUUGAUAAUUUGGGAGCUGAAGUUAGUGAAAAGAGGUGGCCUGGGUGGCCUGGAGAGAAUGUUUUUCGAAUACUAGUUCCUGCUCAUAAAGUAGGUGGUAUAAUUGGCCGCAAGGGAGAGUCUAUCAAAAGAAUGUGCGAGGAAUCAAGAGCUCGUAUAAAGAUUCUUGAUGGUCCUCCUGGCUCACCAGAAAGAGCGGUAAUGAUAUCAGCGAAGGAGGAGCCAGAUGCACCCAUUUCUCCUGCUAUGGAUGGUCUGCUAAGAGUCCAUAAAUGUAUAAUUGAUUAUACAGAUGGCAGAUCUGCUCAAGCUCUACCAGGUACUGGCAACAUGGUACCAACACGGCUACUGGUAGCAGCUUCACAAGCUGGAAGCCUUAUUGGAAAACAGGGAGCAACUAUAAAAUCCAUACAAGAGGCGACUAAAUCUGUUAUCCGUAUUCUUGAAAAUGUACCUCCUGUUGCUUUGCAAGAUGACAGAGUUGUGGAGAUACAAGGAGAGCACAUGGGAGUUCAUAAAGCUGUCGAACUUAUUGCAACUCAUUUACGGAAGUUUUUAGUUGAUCGAAGUGUCCUCCCCUUAUUUGAAAUGCAAAUGUCAAUGCCAAAUAUGCAUAUGGAACAGAACAAACCACCUCCUCAACCCUGGGUCCACCCUCAAAGCCUUCCUCAAAAUCCUGGUGGUCCAGGUUAUGGGAGCAAUCCUCAGUUCAUGCCUCCACACCUGCCUGACAAUUUUUAUCCUCCACCAGGCCUUCCUCCCUUUGAAAGACAACCUCAUCAUGGUAUUUCUGCGUAUGGACAAGAUGGACCACUCCUCCGUUCAACUCCAAAUCAACAGCCGACAAUCUCCCAGGUCACAGAUUCAAUGCACAUCCCACUUUCCUAUGCUGAUGCUGUAAUUGGGACAGGUGGUGCAAGUAUCAGCUAUAUCCGUCGUGCCAGUGGGGCAAGCGUAACAAUACAGGAAUCAUGGGAAUUCCCUGGACAGAUGACCGUGGAGAUUAUUGGGAGUACUACACAAGUUCAAACUGCUCGGCAAUUGAUCCAGAAUUUCAUGGCCGAAGCUGCUGCUCCGGCUUCAGCUCCGGCACAAAGCGCAGCGGCUCCUGUCAAUCAGGGAUACAGUUCUUACCCAUCACAUGGGCCCAUGUAUGGGUCUCCUCCAGUCCACAGUGCGCCUGCCUCCUACAAUGCUGGAGGAUACGACUCAACCUAUGGAGCAAACUACAGAUACUAGGCAGUCGAGAAGCUUGUUGAGAUGAUGACAUGUCUAUUUGAGAUCCAUUGUCAUGGAUUAUUUGGACUUGUGGAUUUGUGAUGAGGUGGAUACCAGCUACAUUUAGACAUCUCUUGCCUGGUCUCGUGUCAGGUCAACACUGGAUGUUUAGCAUGCCUUGCCCCCCUUCCAUUUUGUCCCCUUCUCCUUGUACCUGUGCUUUUUACAAAUUCCUCCCUCAAUUUCUCGCUUUUUGAUUGUUGUGCGCAUUCUUUACA